Messenger RNA from Pipistrellus nathusii (Nathusius's pipistrelle), 1143 nucleotides. Lineage: Eukaryota; Metazoa; Chordata; Mammalia; Chiroptera; Vespertilionidae. The record is from the annotation of a GenBank genome assembly.
AUGGAAGCCGGCCAGUCUUGGAAUAAGGUGCCACGUUGGAAGAAUUCUUCAGGGGAAAGGCAGAGCGAGUCCGGAAGCCACUCUGCUCCUUCCAGGCCAAAGGGAAGCCUCCCUCGCCUCUCCCCUCUGGCUGGGGAGGAGCUUGGUGGAUGCAUUUCCCCAGAAGGUAAAGCUCAAAGGAGUCCACUGGGGGCCGGCUAUCGGGGAGCCGCGGGGAACAAGCUGCUGCUGGACUUCCAGUCGCUGAGGCUCAUGAAAGAGGACUCCGAGGAGGACAGCGCCAGCGACCUCUCGGACUCGGAGCGGGUCCCCGUCCCCCCCUCCCCGCGCUCACCUCCAGACCUGCAUCUGCGUGCAGAGGAAAUUGACCCGGUCUACUUCGACCUUGACCUUCAACCAGGCCAGGGCCACGCCAGGCCGGAAUACUACUACCCCGACUUCCUCCCGUCACCUUGCAACUCCUGGGACUUGCGGGACAUGGCUGUGCUCGCCAACACGGAGCACAGGCCGGUCCCUGGGUCCCGAGCAGGAGGGCUUCUGGGGAAGUACGUGCAGCGGCUGGUGCAGCUCGAGUGGCUGCAGAUCCUGACUGUCCAGGGCGAGAGAGCAAGGGCAGCCAAAGUCCGGCUGUCCCCCACCCCCGGGCCCGCGGGGCCUCUGAAGAGCCCGGGGAGAAGCAAGCCCCUGGGCAGCGCUGGGUCCAGGCCCCACCAGGAUGGCGCCCCCAGGUCGGGCUCUUCUCGGAAGAAAGGUGCUCCCCGUGAGGGCCACCCGACCUACUGCUGGUUGGAGACAUCCGCUAAGUCCCCGGAUGUGCCUGUGCCGGGCCCCAGCAGGGUGUGCCCUCAGAAGCAUGCCCUGGGCGCUCGGGCAGAGGAGAGGAGGAGUGGCAGGAGCCCGCGGCCGCGCUCGGACCUGGCCAGCAGCGACAGCAGCCGCCGGCUGGAAAGCAGCAGUAACCUCCGCGGCCCGGCGCCCCCCGGGAGCCUGGACGCAGCAGACCUCCCCAAGGCCUCCAGAACACAAGCACACGCAAAUCCGAGGAAAAAGGGAAGCACAGAUAACUGUGGUCAGGCCUCCCUGGCCGGUGAGAAAAAACUCAAAACAAAUGGAGGAAAGCAGAACCCACACAAAUUCAAAUAA